This is a messenger RNA of Ceraceosorus guamensis, 2060 nucleotides long. RefSeq names its product ENTH-domain-containing protein. The transcript has 7 exons. Gene Ontology annotation, cellular component: plasma membrane; endosome; clathrin vesicle coat. Gene Ontology annotation, molecular function: phospholipid binding; clathrin binding. Bases 485 to 1942 code for a protein of 485 amino acids. NCBI's taxonomy places the organism in Eukaryota, Fungi, Basidiomycota, Exobasidiomycetes, Ceraceosorales, Ceraceosoraceae. The record is from RefSeq and is a predicted model, not a curated record. Gene Ontology annotation, biological process: actin filament organization; endocytosis.
GUCCAUGCAGAGCAGCCCAGGCGAUCACGACCGCCUAGGCUCACCGCGAGAUACGAGAAGGGUUGCCAGCUAAUCGAUCGAAUGCAUCCACUCUCUCCAUCCACACUACCUCUACUGGUAUCCUCAUAUCCACAUCGUGGUCGUCGUAUACAACCAGGCAUCUGAACAUCGUGCGUACGCCCAGUCCUUAAAACCUUUCAGGUAACUGGUACUGCAACUUCGGAGGAAAUUCCGACCCGGCCAGCCUGCCCCGGAAUAGCACCAUACGGUUGCGUGCACAGGCAGCAGACCACCCUGCCCUCGCUGCUCGUCGCGCACUCUGGCACGAUCACCCGGAGGUUUCCGGCUUCGAUCUGAAUCGUUCCCUAGACGACAGCGCCGCAACUCUUGGCUGCAGCAACGGCAUCAGUCAUUCACCAAAUUGGCUUGCCACACACAGGUGUAGCAUCGACGAUCUCGCUCGCUACCUCUUAUCGCUACAAGCAUGUCAUUGCAGAAUACAUCCAAAUCGGUGCUCAGAGUUGGGAAGAACUACAUCAAGGGUUACACGGACACACAGAAGAAGGUUCGCGAUGCGACGUCCAACGAGCCCUGGGGCCCUAGUGGCGAGCAGAUGAACGCAAUUUCGCAGCUUAGCUACAACCAGAACGACUUCAUCGAAAUGAUGGAGAUCAUGGACAAGCGUCUCAAUGACAAGGGAAAGAAUUGGCGACAUGUUUUCAAAACGUUGACGCUGCUGGACUACCUCCUGCAUGCUGGUUCCGAGAACUGCGUGAUCUACUUCCGUGACAACAUAUAUGUUGUCAAGACGCUGCGAGAGUUCCAAUACAUUGAUGACUAUGGCAAGGAUCAGGGCGCUAAUGUUCGCCAAAAGGCCAAAGACAUCACCAAUCUCUUGAUGGAUGAGCAGCGUCUGCGUGAGGAGCGCCGCUCCCGAGCAUCAAUGCGGAGUCGCAUGACAGGCGAAGAUGGACCUCCCAUCAGCCCUGGCAAUUUUGAGGAUGAUGAGGGUAGGAGAAGGAGGGCGGAAGCUGAUCGCAGGCGCGCGAACAGGCAGAAUCAGGAGGACGAGGAGCUGAAGAAGGCAAUUGAGGAGAGCAAGCGCAUGGCUCGUGAGAACGAAGAGCGUAUCCGAAGGGAGGCAACAAACGAGGAUGAGCUGCAGAAGGCAUUGGCCUUGUCAAGGGAGGAAGAAGAGAAGCGCAUCAAGGAGCUUGAGCAGCGCAACCAAAACGCGCUCUUUGACGAUGAUUUCAAUCUCAUUGAUGGCCCUCCGAACCAGUAUGCGCAAGGGCAGGAUCAAUGGGCGCAGCAGCAGCAAUUUAUGCAACCGCAGUAUACCAGCUUCAACCCUUACAUGAUGCAAGCGCAACAGACUGGGUACAAUCCCUUCCUGCAACAGCAAAUGGCGCUGCAGCAGCAACAGGAAGCGGAGUAUCAGCGCCAGAUGGAGUUGCAGAUGGCCGCGCAACAGUAUCAGCAUCUUAUGACCCAGCCACAGCCCCUUCAACCUCAACCCACUGCGUUCCGAUCCAACAAUCCUUUCGCGUUCGGCCAGCCGCAACAGCAGCAACAGCAGCAGCAGCAGCAGCAGCAGCAGCAGCCAGUCUUCCAGCAGCCUCAACAGCAAGCACCACAACAGGUGCCUAUUGGAGACCUGCUUGGCGGAGAGAGUGCGCCUGCGCCUGCUCCGCAACCUGUGCCGGCGGUGCAGACUCCACCUCCUCAGCAGCAGCAACAACAACAAGGCCCGCCUCGGGUCAAAAUCUCGGACAAGUAUGCCGAGCUCGAUCGUAUGCUGGCCAGCGGAGAGGCGCAGGAUACUUUUGGAAAUGUUGGAGCACAAGCUAUGGGACACUCCCAGGGCCGAAUGCCAUAUCAGCCGACUGGCAAUACCAACGGCCAGAACGGCUCGGCGUCAAACCCAUUCUUCAAAGUGUAACGUUCUGGCGUCUUCGUUUCGGUAUUCGUACCUUUCAAUCCUUUUUCCCCUCUUACUUUGUCACCCGUAUCACUCCAAUCGCCUCGAGGCCCAAUUUCAAUGCUCUUUUCAUACCCUC